Molecule: messenger RNA, 1626 nt
Organism: Arachis ipaensis
Lineage: Eukaryota; Viridiplantae; Streptophyta; Magnoliopsida; Fabales; Fabaceae
Source: RefSeq, a predicted model, not a curated record
AUGGCUAGUAAUAGUCCAUACAUAGUUAUCCUUGUUUAUCCCAACUAUCGUAUGAGAAACGGCGACAACGGGGUGACAUUUGAGUGUGAGGAUCCGAUAUUGUUUCGCACUCAGCGUGCGGAGACAUUGUCCGAUUUGAGGAGUUUGAUAUCGAGCAAGCUCGGUGGUUCAGAAACGAGAAAAAUCGGAAGGGUGGCAUAUAGGUUGCUGGCACCCAUGGGUAACGGAGUCUUCCGGUUUCAACUAUUCCGACUUCUAGGGGACGAGCAUGUGCGAGUGAUGUUCGACGUCUAUGGGAGGAUCAUGGUGGAGCAAGUAAUGGAUCUUUCUGCAGAGGUCGGACACUACGACCGACCCCUCGCACCACCGCCCAUUCAUGUCGCCGUUCCAGUGGAUGAGGCAGAGGAGGGCGAGGAAGAGUCGGACGAGAAUUACAUGGUGGACAGUGGUGACAGCGACUUAUCCGCUAGUGGGGAUCAGGAUGAGUGUGUCCCGGAGACACCUGUUCCGACCGUAGCCCGGCAUGUCCUGCCUCCACCCCAUCCAAUACCGGCGCUUUCGGCAGUUCCGUCUCACUAUCACAGUCUGGAUCUGGACGCCAUGCAUGAGAGGACCCCAUUUCUUGACACGGGUGAAGAGGAUUACAACCUAGACGGCGGUGUAGAGUUUCGGGUCGGUCACAAAUUUAGAAGCCGAGAGGCAGUGCUUCAGGGUGUGAAGAACUAUAGUAUUCAUAGGAGUGCGGAGUACCGGGUGAUCGAGUCGGAUCGGUUAAAGUACCACGUGCAGUGCCGCCAAGCUGAGAAUGGGUGCCAAUGGAGCCUUCGUGUAGCCCUUCGGCAGAACCUGGGAUACUGGGAGGUUCGGAGGGUGGGUGGAGUGCAUACUUGUCUAGCACCCACCAUGUCUCAAGACCAUCGUGCGGUCCAAGCAAGCUAUCACUUUAAACCAUCCUACAGAAAGGUGUGGACAGCCAAGCAGAAGGCAAUUGCACAAAUCUAUGGGCAUUGGGAAGAGUUGUACAAUGAGGUUCCAAAGUUGCUUCAGGCACUGCAGAGUUAUUUUUCUGGUACCAUUUUUGUCCUACGUGUCAAACCAUUCUACGAUGGUCACCUUCUGGUAUGUGACUACAGUAUGUUCGACAAGGUAUUUUGGUCUUUCCCGUCAUGUGUCAAAGCCUUCAAGAAUUGCAAGCCCUUUGUGUCUGUAGAUGGUAUGCAUCUGUAUGGAAGGUAUGGUGGUGUGUUGCUUAUUGCGGUGGCGCAAGAUGGGAAUAACAAUAUCCUGCCGAUUGCUUUUGCCAUUGUGGAGUCCGAGAGCACCGAGUCAUGGUCGUUCUUCCUAACUAAUCUGAGACACCACGUCACCCCACAGAACGGCCUGCUGGUAAUCUCCGACAGAUCUCAAGCUAUCAAGGCUGCGCUUAGCGCCGAUGACAGUGGUUGGCAUCCACCAAGAGCCUACCAUGCUUACUACAUAAGACAUAUGGCUGCAAAUUUCAUGACUCGGUUCAAGUCAGCCGAGGACAAGAGAUACCUCAUUAACGCUGCUUAUAGUCCAAACAGGGCUGGCUACGAGUGGUACAUGGAUGUGUUGAGAGGAGUCUCGCCGGCGAUGGUUGACUGA